This is a messenger RNA of Cannabis sativa, 2581 nucleotides long. Its product is annotated as myosin-binding protein 7. Lineage: Eukaryota; Viridiplantae; Streptophyta; Magnoliopsida; Rosales; Cannabaceae. The record is from RefSeq and is a predicted model, not a curated record. The transcript has 4 exons. The coding region runs from base 706 to 2250 and encodes 514 amino acids.
UGAGUAGUUAGUUGUAAUUAGUUGUGACAGGUUUUCUCUUACUAUUUUGUUUUUUUUUUUUUAAUUUAAUUAAUUAAUUAAUUUUUUCAAAAAUUUAUCAAUCUCUGUUCUUUGGUUUCUGAAUCUCUCUCAUUCUCUCUCAUCAAAACACAAAUCGCGAAAAUCAAGAAAGCCAAAAACAAAAUAUUAUUAACAAAUUUUAUAUUCUUUUUAAUAAAAUCAAAUAGAAUUUUAGGGUUUCCAAUUCUCUCUUUCCCUCUCUCUGCCUUUGAUUUUCCUUCCCUCCAAACACCCGCGAAAGUUUUAUCACAAGGAGGAAAAAAGUUACCAGCUCUAUCCGGUGGUCGAUUAUUAUUCUGCAUAUUUUUCUUUGUUCAUUGUUUUUUAGAUCCUGAGUUUUCUCGGAAAAGCUGCGUUUCCCGGGAAUUUUGUUCGCUCUAUUUCCAGCUGUAAUCGACGACCUAGUUCGGUGUUUUUAUUUUCAUGUGAUUUGUGCCGGAGGAAAAUAUUGCUGGUGGAUGGAGUAAAGAAAGGGAGGAAAAUCAUUAUUAAAGGCUUUGAGAUUAUCUGAGAGAGAUUUGGAACUCCAAGAUACAGUUUAUUGUUUUUUUUUUCUUCUUUGCUGUGGAUUAUUGGUCAAUAUCUGUAGUGAAACUGGGUUCUCUUUGAUCUUGAAUUGUUUGAAUAUUGGAUGAGAAGUGUUUUAUGGAUUUGGAAGCGUGUCCAUCUUCUAGGGACUUGGUGAAAUGUUGUAAUUGUGGUUGUAGUUGUUCCUCGAUAAGUGGUACUUCAGGGCCUUGGUUUAGGUCUGUGAAGAGAAAAUAUGAUGAGUUUGAGGAAAAUAAGCGGUUCUUCAUACCGGGCUUUGAACCUUUAUCGGUUGCUCGGGUUCAAGUUGAGAAUGAAUGUGCUGCACUACGAGAGAUGGUUGGUAACCAGCAGCAAACUAUACAGGAUUUGUAUAUAGAAUUAGAAGAGGAGAGAAAUGCUUCCUCGUCAGCUGCAAAUGAAGCCAUGUCUAUGAUACUCAGGCUACAGAGGGAGAAGGCUGAAAUUCAAAUGGAGGCGCGGCAAUUUAAGCGUUUUGCUGAGGAGAAGAUGGCACAUGACCAACAAGAGUUCAUAGCAGUAGAAGACUUGUUGUACAAGAGGGAGCAGGUCAUUCAGUCACUCUCAUGUGAAGUGCAGGCGUAUAAGCAUAGGAUGCUGAGUUAUGGGCUCACAGAAGAUGAGGCUGAGGGUGAGAAGGGUUAUAACAACAUGAUGGAAUUUGACUCUCAAAAUGAGAUUCCAAUGUUUGAAUACCCACCUUUGAAAUGCAAUAUCAAUGAGAACCUAGGUUCUUUGGAGGUUGAUGAUGACGAUGUUGCAGAUGUUGAAAAAUAUGCAUUUGGUGAAACACCUCGCGGUAAAGAUCACUUGAAAAAUUUAGAGCAUAGGAUUCACCAGAUGGAGAGAUGUCCUAGUAAUAAUCAAUUGGAAGGGGAUUUUGGAGGUACUAAGAACAUUUUAGAGAAGGUGAUAGUUGGCCACUCUCCUAGGCGGUCAAGACAUUUCAGGAAAUACUCAAAUGAUUCACCUUCAUUUUCAGGCAUGGUCAAAGAAACUGGCACAGAUUUCCACACUGAAUCUCCUAGGUUCAAUGUUAGUUUCAAGAAGACAGAGUAUGUUACACAUGCAGAGGAGUACAACACAAGAAAUACAGAUUAUGGAUCAGAGAUUGGAGACGACAUGAGUGAUAGGGUUUAUACGAUUGACUCGAUCCAUAAUGGGGUGCCUUACAAUGGUUAUGCAGAGGUUAAAGCUGGAGUUGGGAAUGGUGAGGAUAACAUAAACACUCCAAGAGGAUCUUAUAGUCAAGGUGAUAUUGGAGAUCCCGAAAUCAAGAAGCUCUAUAUGAGGCUCCAGGCACUUGAGGCUGACAGGGAAUCAAUGAGGCAAGCAAUUCUUUCAAUUGGAACAGAUAAGGCUCAACUAGUGUUACUGAAGGAAAUAGCACAACAGUUGUGCAAGGAUGCGUCACCCUCAAGACAAAUUACUGUUAAAAAGCCAUCUGUACUUGGAAGCUUUUCCUUCAUAUCUGUUUUCAAGUGGAUUGUAUCCUUUGUUUUCUGGAAAAGGAAAGCUCGCCGAAGCAAAUACAUGUUUGGGCUAUCAGCAAACAGUAUGGGUUUACUGAUGCUUCUUGAAAAAGGUCCCCGCACACGGCAUUGGAGAUGUCUUACAAGCACUCAGGUGUACAACCAAUAAUCAAAUCAUCCAUACACUACCCUAUUGAAGAUAAUGCUCAAGUAUUGGACUCCUUUUUGGAUUAUGAUAGCGGAUUUUUUAAUUUUUUUCUUUCCUUCUUUUUCUUCUUGGAUUGUUUGUAAUUUGCAAAAGUUAAGAUUGGUUUGGAAUGUAAUUUUCCAUUUGACCUGUAAAUCAUGGACGUGGAUGGGAUGUAAGGCCAUUGCUUUGGUCAUAUAGGUUGAGUUUGGGGGUUGGAGUUCAAUUCAAAAGUAUAGCUCUCUUGUACAUUACCAAUUUGGUUGAAUUCCUUGUUCAAAUAUGCAAUGCCUAACUCUUUCUUCUCUUCUAA